UCAGGUCAAGGGAGUCUGUGGGAACCACCAAAGCCUCAUGUAGAGACUGAACGCGUUGUAGUUCUUGCGUGUCACUGCAUCCGCUGACGUUGUGACGACAAGCCCAGUCGUAGCUUCCUCGUGCAUCCAUGGUUGCGUUUUCCCCGGAUUUCGGUGGUUUCGUCUUGGCGUCGAUUGACUGAGCCGCGGCGGGCGAGACUGCAGCUUCAAGUGGGACACUCAAACUUCCCCUCCAGCCUUCUUUCUCCAUCCGACGUUUGCAGAGCUCCAAGAUGCCAGUGCCAGUCGGUUCAAUGCCUCAAGGGGCGCAUGGCCCUUCAACAUUAGACAAGCUGAAGAUGGGUGGCAUGAUGGGUGGAUCCGUUGGCCUGAUCAUUGGCUUCAUCUUCGGCUUCACCAACAUCGUCCGCUUCGGCCCUGGACCCAACGGAAUGCUGCGCACACUGGGCCAAUACAUGAUGGGAUCUGCGGCGACCUUUGGCUUCUUCAUGGCCAUUGGCACCACCAUCCGGACGGACAGCUCCCCCAUUGCUACACAAGCUUUCGCCAGCGCUCACCGAAGACCCAUGAUCCUCCCGAGACAAUACCAAUACCCGCGCACUGCUCAAAAUGAGAAAGUCUGACGUCUCGACCUGUGGGCAAGUCGUCAGCGGCGAGAACCUGGAUCGAUCUAGCAUUGUACAAAAGUAGUGUGCCGCAACUACUUUCAAGACUUGCGCAUGUAUAAUAAGCACCAGAGUAGCCUCGUUGGGGGCACACGGAAUUGAGUUGGCGAAGGUGAACGUUAUUGAUCGUCUGUAGUCGCCGUCUUUCCCUUCACUUUCACUUUUGCUCUUGGUCACACACCCUUGGGCCAUUGUAACCUGACCUCCUCCCAUUCAUAAUUGUCGCUCGUUGUUCCUAUUGUGGACAUCAUCUUCCCCUCUCACCCGCUGGGACUACGUCACAACCCUAUUUCUCACGUCCGACCCCAACUC
Messenger RNA from Alternaria rosae, 977 nucleotides. Its product is annotated as reactive mitochondrial oxygen species modulator 1-domain-containing protein. Gene Ontology annotation, biological process: protein import into mitochondrial matrix; protein insertion into mitochondrial inner membrane. NCBI's taxonomy places the organism in Eukaryota, Fungi, Ascomycota, Dothideomycetes, Pleosporales, Pleosporaceae. The coding region runs from base 273 to 623 and encodes 116 amino acids. The record is from RefSeq and is a predicted model, not a curated record. The transcript has 5 exons. Gene Ontology annotation, cellular component: TIM23 mitochondrial import inner membrane translocase complex.